GCUCUUCUAGUGCACUAUGGAGCUCCACUCUCAUUUUCGCUGAUAAGCAAGUCAAUUGUCGGAACAGCAAUGGCUAGAACGAGGUCUACUACCAUGAAUACCUCGUGCCCGAUCACCGAGUUCUCCAGAUUGAGCAUGUAACCCAAGAAGAAGAUUACAUUAACGUCGCGGUAUUUCUCCCCCUUCGUUCAAGUUCCGUUUCGAAUUUAAAGGAAUUGGUGGGAUUUCGGAGAAUGCGGGCUUUACUGAACUCUAUAUAACCUGAGUCUGUCCAACUUCAUAAAUACCUUGUUGGCGACAGGGACGACCACUCAAUAUGCCUGCAUCCAGCAUAGAACAGACUUUCCUCGCCCAAUUGACACAGCAGGGCUUUCACAUGAGAUCCUUUCGGCAACGAAGACUAGGCGCUCAUCCGGUUUUUGAAAUCUCGCUAGCAGGCGGUCAAACCGUCUUGAUUCAACGGCUCUUUGAGAGCGAGACCGCUCUCCUCCGCUGGCUUUCCUCACACUCCGCGGUGCCCGCGCCCCAUCUUUUGCAUGUCCUACCAAGUAGCGCCGAAAUCCCUGGGAAUGCUUUCACUCAUACCCGACGCUGUCCUUCAUGGGCGAAGGAGCAACUGGUGCGGUCAUAUGCGGAUUUCGCACUGAAGUUGUUCGACAUUGAUAUCCCACAAACGAUCGGCUCUAUCUCUGUCACGAGUUCCACGGAUGAGCUCGUCGUAAUACCGCGGAUUUGCAGUGCUAAUCACGCCCAUGCCCCUGGAGUCUUUCCCACUUUGCAAAAAUACCUCGAAUAUCUUUCUACAUUGAAGAAAAGACGAGCAUUCACUUCAGACACAGGGGAAGAAAGUAGGUUCCGAGCGCAAGCAUCCAUAUCACAAUUAAUUGCGCACCUGCGGGGGCACUUGACCCAACUCGAUGAACGGUGUGUUCGUCGCAUGGUACUGGCACACGACGGACUGGGAGACAUGAAUUUCAUGGUUGAUUCCUCCGGCAACAUCACUGGUAUCUUAGACUGGUGGAGGAAUUCAACAUUGCCUGCUAUACUCGCUGCGGAUUAUCCCCCCUGGCUCAGAUACGAUGGAAUUAACGACCCUCGGUUUGCUGCUCCGAGCAAAUCGUGGCUAGAAACACAGGAAGAAAGCGCAAGACUGCGAAGAAUAUACCAGGGGGCUGUGAAAAGCAAUGACUUUUACUACACAGCACUGAUGCAAGGCGCUCAGUUACGAGCGGCUGUAGGUUGGGUGUUUGACAUUGAAGAUGACCCGUGCUGUGUAAGAAUGAGACAGUGGACGCUGAGCACUUUUGGUCCCCCAAUUGGAAGCCCCUCAAAUGAUAACCAGUGUAUCAUUACAUAGCUACCGGGAUCUUUUUCAGCUGUGCAAGGUCCAGACGUGUUUCAGAUAAUUUUUGUCUUAUCCUUUAAUGACUUUUUGGUAUUCAAAUUCCUUUUCU
This is a messenger RNA of Suillus subalutaceus, 1454 nucleotides long. RefSeq lists its product as uncharacterized. The transcript has 6 exons. The record is from RefSeq and is a predicted model, not a curated record. Bases 317 to 1357 code for a protein of 346 amino acids. Lineage: Eukaryota; Fungi; Basidiomycota; Agaricomycetes; Boletales; Suillaceae.